Molecule: messenger RNA, 2042 nt
Organism: Morus notabilis
Lineage: Eukaryota; Viridiplantae; Streptophyta; Magnoliopsida; Rosales; Moraceae
Product: ketol-acid reductoisomerase, chloroplastic
Exons: 10
Coding region: 87-1838 (583 amino acids)
Biological process (GO): L-valine biosynthetic process
Cellular component (GO): mitochondrion; chloroplast
Molecular function (GO): ketol-acid reductoisomerase activity
Source: RefSeq, a predicted model, not a curated record
GUGGUGAGAGGGGUCUCUCUGCCACAAUCAAAAACCCUUCUUCUCAACACUUCUCUCUCUGUCACUCUCAUUACCUUCUGUCAUCAAUGGCGGCGGUCACUGCUUCCACCUUCCAUGCGGCCAUUUCUGCGCCGUUGUCGACUUCCUCCAAAACCCAUGUGGCUCCCAAAACCCUGAGCUUCGUCUCUGUGGCCUCCAAGUCCGUGAGGCCUCUCAGAGCCAGAACCAACAAUGUUGGUUCCCCUUCAGCCCUCGGAGCUCGUAUGGUCUCCGUACCCACCAUCAAGUCCCCUACUUCUCUUGAUUUUGAAACCUCCGUUUUCAAGAAGGAGAAGGUCAACCUCGCUGGUUAUGAAGAGUAUAUUGUGAGAGGAGGGAGAGAUUUGUUCCCUUUGUUGCACGAUGCGUUCAAGGCUAUUAAGCAGAUUGGCGUUAUUGGUUGGGGUUCUCAGGGGCCUGCUCAAGCUCAGAACUUGAGAGAUUCUCUUGCUGAAGCAAAGUCUGACAUCGUGGUCAAGAUUGGAUUGAGGAAGGGAUCCCGCUCUUUUGCUGAAGCUCGCGCAGCUGGCUUCACCGAAGAGAAUGGGACUUUGGGUGAUAUAUAUGAAACAAUCUCAGGCAGUGAUCUUGUUUUGCUGCUCAUUUCUGAUUCUGCGCAGGCUGAUAACUAUGAGAAAGUAUUCUCCCACAUGAAGCCAAACAGCAUCCUUGGGCUUUCCCAUGGGUUUCUUUUAGGCCAUUUGCAGUCGGAAGGACUAGAUUUCCCCAAGAAUAUCAGCGUAAUUGCUGUAUGUCCAAAGGGUAUGGGUCCUUCUGUAAGGAGGCUUUAUGUCCAAGGAAAAGAGAUAAAUGGUGCUGGAAUUAAUUCCAGUUUUGCCGUCCACCAGGAUGUUGAUGGUAGAGCCACUGAUGUGGCAUUGGGAUGGUCAGUUGCCCUUGGUUCUCCUUUUACGUUUGCCACUACACUAGAGCAGGAAUACAAAAGUGACAUCUUUGGCGAGCGAGGCAUUUUACUUGGAGCUGUUCACGGUGUUGUGGAGUCCCUAUUUAGAAGGUACACUGAAAAUGGAAUGAGUGAAGAUCUGGCUUACAAGAACACCGUCGAGUGCAUCACUGGAAUCAUAUCAAAAACCAUCUCAACUAAGGGCAUGUUGGCUGUAUACAACUCCUUGUCAGAAGAAGGCAAAAAGGAAUUUGAGGCUGCUUAUAGUGCAUCAUAUUAUCCGUGCAUGGACAUCUUGUACGAGUGUUAUGAAGAUGUGGCCAGUGGUAGUGAGAUCCGCAGUGUUGUCUUGGCAGGGCGACGAUUCUAUGAAAAGGAGGGUCUACCAGCUUUCCCUAUGGGUAAGAUUGAUCAGACAAGAAUGUGGAAAGUUGGCCAGCGAGUACGAUCAACCCGGCCUGCUGGUGACCUGGGCCCAUUGUACCCUUUUACGGCUGGUGUUUAUGUUGCAUUGAUGAUGGCCCAGAUUGAGAUCUUGAGGAAGAAAGGACACUCUUACUCCGAGAUCAUUAACGAAAGUGUGAUCGAGUCUGUGGAUUCAUUGAACCCCUUCAUGCACGCUCGCGGAGUUUCUUUUAUGGUUGAUAAUUGUUCAACAACAGCUCGUUUGGGUUCGAGGAAAUGGGCUCCCCGCUUUGAUUACAUCGUUACUCAGCAGGCCUUGGUUGCAGUAGACAACAACACACCCAUCAACCAGGACCUCAUUAGCAACUUCCUGUCAGAUCCAGUUCACGGAGCCAUUGAAGUAUGUGCACAACUGAGACCUUCUGUCGACAUUUCAGUUCCCCAAGAUGCAGAUUUCGUGAGGCCAGAGUUGCGCCAGUCGAGCAAUUGAAGCUGUAAGAGCCUUUUUUUGUUAUAGACCAGUUAUAAAUCUAGUAGUGUGUUUCAGACUUUUCUUACCGAAUCGGGACGACCGUUGCUUUUAUGUUGUUUGUAUCUGUUGUCGUGAUCUUUUUCUUAGAAAAACAAAGACCAAGUGAAUGCUCUAGUAAUUUUGAGAUGCUAUGAGAUUAUUAGUAGCUUAUGAUAUUGGCGA